AUGGCUGAACAAAUUAAAUGGCAAAUAGCAGAAAAAAUAAAAGGAAAGGCAUUUGCUUUGAUGGCAGAUGAAAGCCGCGAUAAUGGUGGUCAUGAACAACUUUCAAUAGUGAUAAGAAUAGUUGUGAAUGCAAAUAAUCAUAAACAUAUUAUUCAAGAAUAUUUCAUUAGUUUAAUAAGAUUACACGAGUUUGAUGCUCAAAUAUUAUCAAAUGAAAUUGUUAAUUACUUAACAAAUUAUGGUGUUAAAUUAGAUUCAUGCAUUGCACAAUGUUAUGAUGGAUAUAGGAAUCUUUUAUGA
Molecule: messenger RNA, 300 nt
Organism: Rotaria socialis
Lineage: Eukaryota; Metazoa; Rotifera; Eurotatoria; Philodinida; Philodinidae
Source: the annotation of a GenBank genome assembly